AUCUCGAUUUUUUAUUGUAAAAGGGGUACAUGAAGUUAGGAAAAUGAAACAAAAACACAAAUGGUGUAGGGAACUAUUGACCUUUUUAAUGAAGAAACCUUAUGAUUCCUACUAUGGAGCUAACACCAAACCACUUCGAAAUGUGAGUGGAACCGAUUCCAAGACGACUUACGACCUAAACAAAGAAGACACAAUCAAAGACAUGUGCGAAACAUCAAAAAGUGAGGAUACAAAGAAGUCUGAAACAUUGAAAAGUGAGGAUGCAAAGAAGUUAGAAACAUUGAAAAUUGAGGAAGAAAAGAAAGCUGAAACAUUGAAAAGUGAAACACCAAUAUUAACUGCAGCAAGAUAUGGUAUAGUUGAAAUGGUGAAUGUGCUUAUAAAAAAGAUACCAAGUUCCAUCUAUGAAAUUAACUUGGAAAAUAAAAAUAUAUUAUUAGUGGCAGUUGAGAACAGAAGGACUGUUGUUGUUGAGUCAAUAAGGAAAUGGUCUAAAGAGUGCGCUAAAAAGGAAGUAUUUGAUAGCCUAAUCCGACAAGUAGAUAAUGAAGACAAUACAAUGUUACAUUUGGCAGCUACACCAAGUGGUCAAGAUUGGAACAUACAUGGAGCUGCCUUGCAAUUGAUGUGGCAUAUCAAAUGGUUUCAGCAGUAUGUGAAAGGACUAGUCCCAAAGCAUUUUACAAUUAAAACCAACAAAAAGAACAAAACUGCAGGAGAAACAUUCAAGGAUAAACAUAAUUGUCUAGUACAAAAGGGUAGUGAAUGGCUAAAGACAACAUCAGAAUCUUGCUCUGUAGUAGCAGGUCUACUUGCAGGUGUUUCCUUUGCUACAUCAAGCACUAUACCAGGUGGCAAUAAAGGUGACACAGGUGAACCUGCAUUGGAAGGAAAACUUCCAUUUGAUACAUUUGCUAUGUCAUCACUAAUUGGCCUUUGCUUCUCUGUCACUGCACUCAUAAUGUUCCUUUCGAUACUCGUUUCUCGAAAAGAAGCCAUAGAUUUUAGAAUUGAUUUGCCAAGGAAACUUCUUUGGGGAUUGAGUUCUCUUUUCUUGUCCAUCAUUGCAAUGUUCAUUGCUUUCUGCUCUGGCAAUUUCUUUUUGAUUGACCAAAAAUACAAGCAAAUUGUGCUCCCCAUUUAUAUAUUCACUUGCUUCCCUGUGACUUUGUAUGCUAUACUCUACAUUGAACUUCUCAGAGGUAUUCUAACCAAAAUUCCAAUGAGAAUUGAUAAGGGUGAGGACUUAUAAAGAUGUAUGAUGAAUUGAAAAUGUAUUUAGUUUAUACAAAUAACAACUAGAGUGAAUUGAGUACUACUACCUAUGCUUGUAGAAGUUUAUAUAUUUAUGUCUGAUGUUGGAUUAUGCUUAUUUAAGUAAGAUUCUAAUA
Messenger RNA from Cicer arietinum (chickpea), 1391 nucleotides. Lineage: Eukaryota; Viridiplantae; Streptophyta; Magnoliopsida; Fabales; Fabaceae. The record is from RefSeq and is a predicted model, not a curated record.